Molecule: messenger RNA, 698 nt
Organism: Prunus avium (sweet cherry)
Lineage: Eukaryota; Viridiplantae; Streptophyta; Magnoliopsida; Rosales; Rosaceae
Source: RefSeq, a predicted model, not a curated record
AUGAAUCAAAACCUCUGCAUCCUCAUUUUGAUGUUUCUCCUCCUAACAGAAGCCUCAUUUGCUCUGGGCUUUUACUACCAAAACUGCAGUGUGCCCAUAAGUUGUGGCCGCCUAAACAUUAGCUAUCCAUUCUACAUCCAAGGCAAGCAAGAAUCCUUCUGUGGCUACCCUGGCUUCCAGCUCUCUUGCCAUGGAGAUGGUGAAGACGCCUACCCACUUCUCCAAUUGUCUGGUAACAAUUACACCAUCCACAACAUCGAUUACCAAAGAAAGUCUCUUCUUGUCUCAAAUUCUCUGCUUUCAGGCUACUUAGAAAGCACUGCUUGUAACAAUGAUAUUUCAUCACUCCAUAACUUAACCCUUCCGAAUGAUCAGUUCGAGUUGGCUUCAAACCAAGCUGACUUUUUUUUGCUCUACAAUUGCAACUCUUCUGUGGUUGAGUCAUGUCCAAAGUACAAAGUUGGUUGCUUUGAUCAGGCAACUAACAAAACCAGAAGUAAUACUUCAGUUCUGGCUCUGCCUCGGGAUGAAUAUCCAAAAUUUGGAAGUCACAAGUGUGGAGAAGAAGUGGUGGUGGCUCAUGCUAGAGGACGGUAUGAGAAUGGUGAGGUGGGAUUAAUACAAAAGGUUUUGAGCAGAGGGUUUGAGCUGAAUUGGUUUGCUAGUGACUGCAGCCGCUGCCAAGACAGUGGAGGGAG